AUGGAACUCCCUGUCAGCCUUCAAUUCACUGCAUGGGGUGAACCGCCAAGGUACACCGAAGUCCCUAUGCCAUCGCCAGAGUCAGAUGAAACUCCCGUCAAAGUCCUCGCCUCGGGCCUACACGUGGUAGUCCGCUCCAUCGCCAGCGGCAAACACUACGCCUCUGGAACCGUACCCUACACUCCCGGCGUGGAUGGUGUCGGUCAGCGUCUGUCCGACAACAAACUAGUCUACUUCAUCAGUUUCCCCGGAGGUGGCUACCAAGAAAUCCUCAAUGUCGAACGCAGGAAAAUGGUCGAGCUGCCUGAAGGUGUUGACCCGUAUCAAGUUGCUGGCUAUGCAAAUCCUGCUUUGUCGAGUUGGAUGGCAUUGACAGCAAGAACCAAGGAUCUACCUGAGAAGUUUACGGUUCUGGUCAUGGGUGCCACUAGUGCCAGUGGCAAGAUUGCUGUCGAAGUUGCCCGCAUUCUGGGAGCUGGAAAGGUCAUCGGCAUGUCGCGAAGCAAGGAGACGCUGGAGAAAGUUGGUGUGGAUGAGAUGAUCAUUCUCGACAAUGAUAUUUCAGAAACCGAUUGCAGUGCUGCAGCUGAGGUGGAUGUCGUUCUCGACUACCUCUACGGACCCGUGGCACAGCAUGUGCUUUCUACCGUCAACUUCACACGUCCAGUACAGUAUGUGCACAUUGGUGGUCUUGCAGGCACAGAGAUGAUGCUACCAGGCCAUGUUAUCAGAUCCAAGGACAUCACCAUUCGUGGAGCUGGACCUGGCAGUUGGUCUCGCGAAGCCAUGAGACCUGAGAUACCCAGGAUUCUGCACGCUUUCAAACAAUUCAAGACACACGAGAUCAAGGUUGUGCCUUUGAGUGAGAUUGAAGAGCACUGGCAUAACGAGAAGGAUCGUGUUGUUUUCACGCCCUGA
This is a messenger RNA of Aureobasidium namibiae CBS 147.97, 918 nucleotides long. RefSeq names its product quinone oxidoreductase. Bases 1 to 918 code for a protein of 305 amino acids. The record is from RefSeq and is a predicted model, not a curated record. Lineage: Eukaryota; Fungi; Ascomycota; Dothideomycetes; Dothideales; Saccotheciaceae. The transcript has 2 exons.